AUGGAGACUCGUUCGAGCAUGGCCGCGGGCCGGCCGCAAAGCAUCAAGGAGCUGGUAGCUCAGGCCGAGAACUUUGCCUUCAACGUUAAUAUCGCUAUGAAGCACUGGAUCCGGGCUGCUGAUACACUCUAUCAAGAGGCAUCAUUUGCUUUAUCGGAUGGCGAUUACGGACGAGCCUACAUGAUGCUUUAUCGACACUCCGUUUUGGUCUUGAAAUUUCUACCCACCCACCCCCAAUUCAAAGACCCCGAAAACAAAAAGGCAUUUAAAAUACUAUCGAAGCGGAUUCCACGCGUCGUCGAUGAUCUUGAGCAACUAAAACCCGAGAUUCAGGCUGCGUAUGAGGAAUGGGAACGCGCUGCGCCAUCUCCCGCUAUCGAGCGACAUAAGCAGCAGGCGGCAUCGUCAUAUGCAAACUUUGCAGCGCGAGAUCCAAGUUUAAGCGGUAAUGCAAGAAUUUUAGACGCGGCGGAGCACCAGGAUCUAGCAGUGGAUUUAGCACAGCAAGAGCUGAGCCGGCGAGAGCGAGAUAAGCGCGCGAGCAAGCAUAGUAGCGUUUGGGAAGCACGGGACACAGCGAAUAGAACAUCACAGCUCGACGAUGGCGAUCUUCGAAGACAGAUGGAGGCAACGCGCCGUACGCUUGACAUGGCGCAGGAGCGCAGAAACCUUGACGCAGCUUUGGAAGAUCACGAUAGGAGUCCUCCAGUGACCACUCAUAACUACUACUACCCAUCCCUCUCCAAGUCCAGGCCUAUUGAUUACGAACAAAGCCGGUAUUCAUCAUCAAGGGAGCCACAACCUACUAGACCGCCAAAGGAGCAUUUCGACCUGCCUCCCUUGCGGCACGAAGAAAAAUUCGACACUUCAAACUCGACUAUUCCGCCCCAGGUGCCCCGUAAGGCUCAUCUUGAUGACUAUCAACCGCUAGAUGCCACCCCACGGCCGUUGGUUGAUCUUCAUCAGCCUCCUCUUCCACCCAAAGACUCGGUGGAAAUACCUCAACCGAAGAAAGAGCGCCUCGCCUUUAAGCCUGGAGGCUAUCUCGAAAACGGCGAUCCUAUUCGGUCAAUAUUCCUCCCUGGUAGCUUGCGGUCCAAGUUUCUGGAAAUCGCCUCAAAGAACACGGCAGCUGGCUUGGAGACCUGCGGUGUCCUCUGUGGAACGCCCGUCAACAACGCCCUUUUUGUCCGCUGCCUGCUUAUUCCAGAUCAGAAAUCCACCCCUGACACGUGUGAAACGGAAAAUGAAAGCGCUCUUUUCGAUUACUGUAUGAGUGAGGAUUUGUUGAUGUUGGGUUGGAUACACACCCACCCAACUCAAACGUGCUUUAUGAGUUCUCGCGAUCUCCACACGCAUGCGGGAUAUCAAGUGAUGAUGCCCGAAAGCAUUGCCAUUGUGUGUGCGCCGAGAUACAAUGAGUAA
This is a messenger RNA of Trichoderma virens Gv29-8, 1425 nucleotides long. RefSeq lists its product as uncharacterized. NCBI's taxonomy places the organism in Eukaryota, Fungi, Ascomycota, Sordariomycetes, Hypocreales, Hypocreaceae. The record is from RefSeq and is a predicted model, not a curated record. Gene Ontology annotation, biological process: protein K63-linked deubiquitination. The transcript is spliced from 2 exons. Gene Ontology annotation, cellular component: endosome; membrane. Bases 1 to 1425 code for a protein of 474 amino acids. Gene Ontology annotation, molecular function: metal-dependent deubiquitinase activity; protein binding; K63-linked deubiquitinase activity.